AUGGCGCAGGUUCCCGUGCAGACCCUCUACCGGGAUCCCCAGUUGUUCUACUGGAUCCUGAUCCCCAUCUCCGUCGUCAUGGUGCUCACGGGCGUCCUCCGCCACUACGCGUCGGUGCUCAUGGCGCCGGUGCCCAAGAAACUCGACGCCAAGGCUCUCCGCGAGCAGCGGGCCCUGGCGCGCGGUGUCACCCUCCGCGCGAACCACCACGUGCUGUCGCGGCGCGCAUUCGAAGCUCGUCGCGAGGCCCUCACCGCCGGCUUCGAAUCGGGCGAGUUCCUCAAGGACCCGGACAGCAAGGGCAAACCCCCUGGCAACCCGCUCAGCGACCCCGGCGCCAUGGACGGAAUGAUGGGCAUGAUGAAGAACAACAUGGCCAUGAUCAUCCCCAACACGCUCAUUAUGAGCUGGAUUAACGCCUUUUUUAGCGGCUACGUCAUCAUGAAAUUGCCGUUUCCCAUUACCAUCAAGUUCAAGAGCAUGCUUCAGGCGGGCGUGCAGACCAAGGACAUGGACCCUCGGUGGAUGUCGAGUAUCAGUUGGUACUUUUUGUGCAUCUUUGGCCUCCAAUUUGUCUACGUCUUUCUUCUCGGUAGCGACAAUGCCGCCAGCCAGCUCGCUCAGCAGAUGCAGGCGCAGCAGAUGCCUAUGAACCCCACGGGUGGACCUGGUGUCGACAUUGACAAGCAGUUCAAGGCUGAAGCCGAGAACCUGCAAGUUGUCGAGCACUACUCCGUUCUGGACGAGGUUGAGGAUCGCCUGCUAGCCCGUUUCUAG
Molecule: messenger RNA, 777 nt
Organism: Beauveria bassiana ARSEF 2860
Lineage: Eukaryota; Fungi; Ascomycota; Sordariomycetes; Hypocreales; Cordycipitaceae
Product: protein UCP010045, transmembrane
Exons: 4
Coding region: 1-777 (258 amino acids)
Biological process (GO): protein folding in endoplasmic reticulum
Cellular component (GO): membrane; EMC complex
Source: RefSeq, a predicted model, not a curated record